Molecule: messenger RNA, 1107 nt
Organism: Salmo salar (Atlantic salmon)
Lineage: Eukaryota; Metazoa; Chordata; Actinopteri; Salmoniformes; Salmonidae
Gene: msmp2
Product: microseminoprotein, prostate associated 2
Cellular component (GO): cytoplasm
Source: RefSeq, a predicted model, not a curated record
CACCAAGGGAGACAGGCUGAGGGAGAGGAGGGAUAAGGAAUACUGGACAGAGAGACAGAAGACAUCAGGAGCUGAAGACUUUGUCCAAGAAGAGAGAAAGAAGAUAGAGGGGGAGAAAGAGGAGGACAUGCGAGAGUUUCACAACAAAGAAACAGAGGGAUCUUUGGGGGACAAUGAUGACAGACCCAGUGAGGAUGAUGAGGAUGAUGCUGCUCGCUCUAGUCUUCAUCCUGAGUGUCAGUAUGCCCUGUUUAUCUGUCUACAACAGUGGGGAGUGCUACUUCAAUACCAAAGGAAGCUGUGAGUACAUGGGGCAAGUGUAUGGAAUAGGUGAGAGUUGGAUGACCAAGGACUGUUACCAGUGUGUCUGUAUGGAUCCAUUUGGAGUGGGCUGCUGUGAUCAUGGAUCUCAACCCAUGGACUGGUGUGAUGUGAUCCGCAAGCCAGACUCCUGCAACAUCAUCGCUGUGAUGAAAGCCAAUCACAAGCUGCCUUGUCUGUGUGGACCGGGUUGUCUCAGGCUAGGGGCGCGGCAGCCAUGGAAAUCUGACAGCUGCCCUUUAUUUGGAUCGGUCCAUAAUUCUGCCAUUCAUAAAUGGGAAGAUGAGAAAUGAUUAAAACACAGAUUGACUGAUAGUGUUUCUCACUGUUUCUUACAAACAAAUGCAGAUAGACUGUUAUUAACAUAGGCAGUGCUUGACUUGGACUGAAAUUGGUUCCGGUAAUCAUUUUGGGUGCCGGUACUGUUUAUAUUUAGGUGCAGGAGCUCCAAAUACUUUUGAGAUAAUAUUCUAUAAAAGGAACAGGAGCCCAAGCAGUAGAACAUUUGAGAUACUGGUACUCAGCUCCAGUGAGCUCCUGCCCAAGUCAAGGCUUGAACACAGCAAAGAAUAAGAAUUACUGUAAUACAAUCCACUCACACAGCCACAGCAGCUAAUGGCACAGUGACACCGAAAGAUUGGGGGAGGGGUUAUAAAGUCAGACUCACUGCAUUAUUGAAUUUCCUUCAUACAUGUAUGUUACAUUGGACAUGUUUAAUCCACAAGACGUUAGUACCUAGGUCCUACAUGUACCUGAUGUUUAAAUAAAAAGAUACAUUUCAAAUGC